Zingiber officinale is the source of this 1995-nucleotide messenger RNA. RefSeq lists its product as uncharacterized. The record is from RefSeq and is a predicted model, not a curated record. The coding region runs from base 277 to 1554 and encodes 425 amino acids. The transcript is spliced from 6 exons. Lineage: Eukaryota; Viridiplantae; Streptophyta; Magnoliopsida; Zingiberales; Zingiberaceae.
UGGCUCCUUUUGCUGCUCCCUUCUUCUUCCUCCAUUCCGUUGUCCUUCCCUUCUUCAUCACUCGAGUCCUUUUCAGCGGCGAUUUCUCUUCUAGUUGCAUCGUUGUACACUUGUCUACUUGUCGGCGUCUUCUGUUUCGAUCGGCUUGGUCUUUGAUUCGGGAUCUUCGUAGUUGAUUGGAUCCGGAGUGCCUGCGUUUCUCGCCUCUGAUCUCGGAGUCGAGGGCUCUUGGGCGGUAAUUGGGGUUUCUUCUUGCAGUUCUUGGCUUUUGUUAGAAUGUCGGGAACAAGCUUGCAGGUGGGUCACCGGAAUGAGGAGCAUCGAUUCUACGAUGCCUCCACGGCCAGGAGAAACCGUCAUGGCCAUCACCACCGACAAUACCAACAGAGUUCUCAGAGAUAUACCGGCACUUCCUCUGGAUUUUCGCCCUUCUUUCAAUCUGUUCCCAUGGACAAGGCUGAAGUGACGAAAUCCAGCGUUCCCGAGCCGGAGAAACGAUCAGGAGAGGAAGAUGUGCCUAAGAAAAUCGUGACAAUGAAUGUUUCGUGUAUUAGUCCUUCUGCCGAUCGUCCUUGCAACUUGGAACGGUUUUUAAAGUCAACGACUCCAGUUGCCCCCGCUCAGUACCCUUCCAAGAUGAAGAUGGGAGGAUGUAUGCCCUCGGGUGGGGAGUCCAGGCCUUAUUUCGUUCUUGCGGACCUCUGGGAGUCGUUUGCGGAGUGGAGCGCCUAUGGUGCUGGUGUUCCUCUUGUUCUCAACAGCAGGACCAGCGUGAUCCAGUAUUACGUACCCUUCUUGUCAGGCAUCCAGUUAUAUAGUGCAUUGAACAAGUCGUCGACUGAUUUCAGGAGACCUGGUGAUGAGAGUGAUGGUGAUAGUUACCGGGAUUCAAGUAGUGAUUUAAGUAGUGACCAUGAACAUGAAAAGAGGCUCAGCUACUCAAAAGCAUGCGGUUCAGAGCAUGUUGAUGAAACCUUGCCCUUAGGGAUGGAUUGUCUUUGUUGGAGAGAGAAAUAUUGGAACCAACAAGAGGGAUCUUCAAGUGAUGAUGGGGAUUGUGGGCAUUCACAGCCUGAUUUGCUGUUUGAAUAUCUUGAACAGGACCCACCAUUUGUUCGUGAACCUUUAUUUGAUAAGAUCUCAGAUCUUGCCGGUCAUUUUCCUGCAUUAAAAUCUCUUAGAAGUUGUGAUCUACUUCCAUCUAGCUGGAUUUCAGUUGCAUGGUACCCUAUAUACAGAAUCCCUACAGGCCCUACACUGAAGGAUCUGGAUGCCUGCUUUCUGACAUUUCAUUCUCUUUCGCCUCCGAUGAAAGGUAAAGAAUGUCCUACGGCUUCUGUGCCACAAGGGGUGAAUGGUGUUGCUGUGGUCUCCCUUCCCACUUUUGGGCUUGCUUCCUACAAGUUCAGAGGAUCUAUUUGGACUCCCAACGGUGGGAGAGAGUUCCAAUUGGUGAAUUCCCUAGUGCAAGAAGCAGAAAAAUGGGUGCGACGUCUGAAUGUUGAUCACCCAGACUACUCUUUCUUCGCUUCACGUGGUGCCACCUGGAGAUAGAACUUGAUGACGUUGUGUUUUCCCUGAACUGCACAAUAAGCGAUAAGUUGCAUCAGAACUCAGGAGGGGAAAAGACUAAAACAAAGAGAGACGAGAAUAGAGGCUCUUUAUUUAUAACAAAAGAAAAGAGAGGAGAUCCGGCGGUGUGAAGGAGGAUGAACAUGUAGAAGUCCUGGUGACUUGAGGAAGAACCUUCUUUUUGUAUGCACAGUUUUUCGGAGGGCAUUUUUUUUUUUUUUUGUAAAUGUCCUGAUCAGUUUUAAGCCUCCCGGGCAUGUUGUGCAGGCUGCUUUGGUUGGUAGUUUUUGAGGGAGUGCGAAGGAGUGGACUAUGAACAUGUAGAAUUAUAUCGACUGGAGGAAGAACUUUCUGUUUUUGUAUGCACAGUUUUUUUGUAAGAGGGCAUGGUAAUGGUAUUCUUACUGAAGAAUUCUACAAUGA